This is a messenger RNA of Phycomyces blakesleeanus NRRL 1555(-), 2325 nucleotides long. RefSeq lists its product as hypothetical. The transcript has 8 exons. Gene Ontology annotation, molecular function: serine-type endopeptidase activity; tripeptidyl-peptidase activity. The record is from RefSeq and is a predicted model, not a curated record. Gene Ontology annotation, cellular component: membrane; cell wall; cytosol. NCBI's taxonomy places the organism in Eukaryota, Fungi, Mucoromycota, Mucoromycetes, Mucorales, Phycomycetaceae. The annotation marks the transcript as partial. Gene Ontology annotation, biological process: proteolysis.
AUCACCGAGAGAUUUGAACAUGAUCUCUUUAACGGUAUCUCGUUUGAUCUCAACGGACUUGACAGCAAAGAACUCAAAGCUGCUCUCGAAGCUGUUCUCGAUCAUACUCAUGUCAAGGCAGCCUAUCCUGUCAGGAUUAUUAGACGUUCGGAAGUUAUGAUUGAAAAGACCGUAUCAAAGAGAGAAAGUUUAUCUAGUCUUCCACAUGGAAUGACACAAGUUGAUCGUGUUCACUCGGAGCUCAAAAUAUUUGGCAAGGGCAUCAAGGUUGGUGUCAUUGACUCUGGUGUCGAUUAUCUCCAUCCUGCUCUUGGGGGAGGUUUUGGUAAAGGGUUCAAGGUUCAAUAUGGCUACGAUCUUGUUGGUAAUGAGUACACUGGCGAAAACUCUCCUAUACCCGGCCCAGAUCCACUGGAUAGCUGUACAGUUGAAUCUGGCGCAAGUCAUGGAACACACGUUAGUGGUAUUAUUGCUGGUUAUGAUGCUAAAACAAACUUUACUGGUGUUGCUCCUCAAGCCACACUUGGUAUGUGGCGUAUAUUUGGCUGCAAAGGUUUUGCUGCGAGUGAUGUUAUUGUUAAGGCUUUAUUAAUGGCAUAUGAUGCUGGCAUGGAUAUUAUAUCUGCAUCUGUGGGCGGGGACGAUGCCUGGAGCAAUAGUCCUGAAGCUAUUGUUGCUCAACGUAUUGCUAAAAAGGGAGUUCCAUUUAUUGUUUCUACGGGUAACUCUGGUAGUGAUGGUGCUUUUACUGUUGGUAUACCAAGUAUCGGUAAAGACGUCUGGUCUAUUGCCUCUGUUGAAAAUGCGUACUACAAAAUAAACUACUUCAAAGCCAUCUAUGCUACCACUUCCUCAAAUUUGGUCAGUGGUGCUGUGGUUGCUGGAGACAAAAAUAUUGGUAGUAAAAGCGAUGGCUGUGAUCCCUCCACUGUUCCUAAUCUUAAAGGCAAACUUGCUCUCGUCCAGCGUGGUAGUUGUACUUUUACUCUUAAGUCUACCAAUGUUAUUAAAGCUGGUGCUAUUGGCUUGGUUAUUUAUAACGACUAUGAAGGCGAUGCUUUUACACCUUUGAAGUUUGAAUCGACAAUUCCUAUUGUUAGUAUCUCGGCUGCAGGCGGCCUUGCUAUUUUGGCUGGAAUCAAGGCUGGAACAGAAAUCUUGACAUUUGAUCCCAACCCACAUUACUUGCCUAGAGAUAAUGGAUAUCUUAUUUCUGACUUCUCCAGUAUCGAUGCAUCUAAUGAGCUUGAUAUUAAGCCUAAUAUUGCUGGUAUCGGUGGCCAGAUUUACUCUACUCUUCCUCGAUUUCUUAACAGCUGGGGUUUUAUGUCUGGUACUUCUAUGGCUGCACCUUAUGUUUCUGGCUCUAUCGCUUUGUUCAUUGAGGCCAAGGGUUUCAAGAGAAACAAUAAAGUCAUAUCCCAUCAGUUCAAGAACUAUGCAAUGAAGCUUGUUCACACCAAGGGUAAUAGUGUCAUCGAAAGUCCUCUUCUUCAAGGCGCUGGUCUUGUUCAAGUCUAUGAUGCUAUUUCUGGAAAAGUCAGUGUUUCUCCUACCCAGAUCAGUUUCAACGACUCCUCCUCAUUUGCCAAGUACAAGACCCAAACAUUGACCAUCCACAAUACCGGCAAGGCUCGUGCUGUCUUUAAGGUUAUCAAUGAGCCUUCUAUUGCGCUCGCUCCUUACAACCGCUCAGGUCAAGGAUAUGCAAUUGUUGGUCCUGUUGGAUUCUCUAAUUCCAAGGCAAAGCUUAUCUUCUCCAAGACAUCUGUUACAAUUAACUCUGGUCAAAAGGCAACAGUUCGGGUCACUGUUGUUCCUCCUAAAACUAACCCCAAGGAUCAUAUCAUGUAUGGUGGCUACAUUCAUUUCAAGUCUGGUAACCACAAGUCUACCCUUGAUACUACUGUUCCUUACUUUGGUGUUGUUGGAAAGCAGCGUGACCUCCCUCUUUUUGAUGCCAAGUACCCAUACCUCUCUGACUCGGACGGAACAAAUGUGUUCUCCAAGAUCGAUACCUAUACCUAUGACCGCAGCAAUAGCACCACUAUCCCUUAUAUUAUUUAUCGCCUCCUCACUCCCACUGCCAAGUUUGAUGUUGACGUCUUGAAUGCCAAGACCAAGAAGUCAAUUGGAAAAACUAUGACUGACUCUCAACAUUGGACUGUUGAAGGAAGUGUUGGUCUUGGACUUGACAAUAGUUCCUCCAGUAUUCCGGUUCCUUCAGGAACUUAUAUUCUAAAUCUAAAAGCUCUUAAACUCCUCGGUAACCCCAAAGAUCCCAAGGAUUGGGAAACUUUUCAAACAGGUCCUAUUGUUGUAAAG